Messenger RNA from Arctia plantaginis, 1065 nucleotides. The record is from the annotation of a GenBank genome assembly. Lineage: Eukaryota; Metazoa; Arthropoda; Insecta; Lepidoptera; Erebidae.
AUGGUUAUAAAUAAUCCUAGUUACUAUUCUGCUAUACUAGAAAUUGUAGAACUGUGGUUUGGGUGUGUCGUCUAUAAAAAAGUAUCUAUCAUCAUGAGUGGACAACAGUAUUAUCCCUACAAGUGCACCCCCACCGUGUACCCAGCAGAGCCUUUUGACCCUGCUGCGGACGCGGAAACUCUGCGGAAGGCCAUGAAGGGCUUCGGCACCGACGAAAAGGCAAUCAUAGAUGUCCUUUGCAGACGCGGUAUUGUACAGCGACUUGAGAUCGCCGAGACCUUCAAGACUAAUUAUGGCAAGGAUCUGAUCAGCGAACUGAAAAGCGAGCUCAGCGGCAAUUUAGAGAAUGUGAUCGUUGCUCUUAUGACCCCACUGCCACACUUCUACGCCAAGGAGUUGCACGAUGCUGUUGCGGGGAUUGGCACUGACGAAGAGGCCAUUAUCGAGAUCCUUUGUACUCUCUCAAACUAUGGCAUCCGUACUAUCUCGGCUUUCUAUGAACAGCUGUACGGCAAGAGUUUGGAGUCGGACCUGAAGGGCGACACGUCUGGUCAUUUCAAGAGACUGUGUGUAUCCUUAUGCAUGGCCAACCGUGACGAGAACCAGGGUGUUGAUGAGGGCGCUGCAAAGGCUGAUGCUGAGGCGCUCGCCGCCGCUGGUGAGGGCCAGUGGGGCACGGACGAGUCCGUGUUCAAUUCAAUCCUGAUCACUCGCUCAUACCAACAGCUAAGACAGAUCUUCGCCGAGUUCGAGGCAAUAACCGGUAAAGACAUCGAGGAGUCCAUUAAGAAGGAAUUCUCCGGCAGCGUGGAAAAGGGAAUGCUUGCUAUUGUAAAAUGCGUUAAGAGCAAAGUUGGUUUCUUCGCCGAGCGCCUGUACUACUCAAUGAAAGGCCUCGGUACCAACGACAAGACCCUCAUUAGAAUCGUGGUAAGCCGUUCCGAAAUCGAUCUUGGAGACAUCAAACAGGCUUUCCUUGACAAGUACGGCAAACCCUUGGAGAGCUGGAUUGCUGAUGAUACGAAAGGCGACUACAAACGAGUCUUACUCACUCUAGUGUCGUAA